This is a messenger RNA of Coregonus sp. 'balchen', 11686 nucleotides long. Lineage: Eukaryota; Metazoa; Chordata; Actinopteri; Salmoniformes; Salmonidae. The record is from the annotation of a GenBank genome assembly.
CCUACAAGCGAUGCUGCGCUCACCUGCUUAGUUAGCUCCGCUGAGACCAACGCAACACCUCAAAACUCAUGUCAAUUGUCAAAACUGUACCUGCCCUUGCUCGGGCAGGCGUGGAUAUAAACUUCAGAAGACUGAAUGCCCUUUCUAACCGGAGAGCACAGUCCACUGUCGCCUCAACUCAGGCGGACCAGGAUGUCAACAACAGAGAGGACGCCGGCGCACAGUCCUACUCUUCAAGGAAAAGCAGAAAUGCUUCCUCCUCUCCAAAGAUCUCUAUUGACUUUGAGCAGACACAGGAAGCAUACAAGAGUAAAGACAAUUUAGAACUGCUCAGAAGUUUGGUGGUUUUCAAAUUGUGCUCUUAUGACCUUUUGGUUGAUAAGAAUAAGGAGGUAUGGUGUGCUGAACCUGCAUCAAGUUUGUUUUUGUUUUUUGUUGAGAAGCUCAAGUUGGUGAGACACAUAAACUGCAUUAGAGACACUUUAAUGCAUGUCUCUCUAUAUCCUGCUGAGGUGGUUUCACUUUCUGAUCUGUCUGUCCUUUAGAAGGAUGCUAAAUCAUAAUAUGUCAUUUAGCAGACGCUUUUAUCCAAAGUGACUUACAGUCACGUGUGCAUCGAACCCACUACCCUGGCGUUACAAGCGCCGUGCUCUACCAGUUGAGCUACAGAGGAAUAAUAGAAGAAAGACAACACAGAAGGCCCAAAUGACUUUCUAAAUGCAGGACAAUCUGCAUUUGAUAGAAUAUAGAAUAUAUAAGAAACAGAAUGAAAUCGAAUGAAAUAGAACAGAAUAACUUAAUUUUUCCAGUGAGGGAACUCUUAUUUGACAUGGUAUAAGAAAACAUAAACAUAGUUGUUUAACAUUCAGUUAACCUAAAGGGUGUGCAUACAGGUGCAGUCAGAAAGGAAUCUAUUAUGUCUCUUCCAGUAAUCCUGUCGUCCACCUAGCAUGCUGUGUGCCUAUCACUAGAUAACGUUACCACCAAGCUGUCUAUUUAUAGUGUGGAAUUACUCCCUCUUAUAGAACAUCACUGUGCCUGGCUUGCCUGGCCCUCCUCCUACUGUUUGCUGUCACCUUGAGGUCAUCACCUCAGUGAAAUAUCCACAAACUGCAAAAGAUGGUGUUCAUGACAAAUGCUAUAACAAUGUUAUGUAGCAUUAAUAAAGGAUUUAUUACCAUUAUUACCACACAAUUAUGGGAUUGAUUAAAUCCGUAGCGCUGAAGAUCUAUGGUAAUAGCGUGAUUUAAAUUUAAAGGCAAUAUUUACUUGUUUGCAGGGACUGCAUUCACUGUAAAUACUGCAUAUGUCGGCUCAAUCGAAAAUUGCCUUUACAUUUAAAUCGCGCUAUACCGCAGAUGCUCAGCGCUACAGAUUGAAUCGAGCCCUAAAUGCAUUUCCCUAUUUUUCUUAGCUGAUGGAUAUCAGUAAGUUCCUACUGGGGAAGAAGGCAUUUGAGCAGUUUAUGAAGAUGACAUUCUACGGUCAGUUUGUGGCGGGAGAGGACCACAAGUCCAUCAAGCCUCUGAUUCAAAAGAACAGGGCCUUCGGAGUGGGCUCUGUCCUGGACUACAGUGUAGAGGAGGACCUCACACAGGAGGAUGCAGUGACUAACGAGAUGGAGUAAGUAAAUUGCUUAUUACUCUAAAAUUGCUGUUCCUGACCUAUAUCAAAUGAGAUUCCCCAACUGAAUAGGAAAGGAAUAUGGGUGGUUGUUUGAUGUAUGCAUUUCCUGCCAUCAGUUAGGUUUCGAUAAGGAUUAGGGAACAUAGAAAGUACUGCAUCUGUGUGUUAUUUACUUAUGAAAGCACACAAGCAUUGUUUUAAGCAAAACAAGUUCUAUUUUUCACACAUACAGAUUUAGUUGCCCAAACUAAUGUAAUUUCCUUAUUUUUGAUCAAAUCAAAGGCAUCCAAAUCUAACCAGAGUGAACGACCAUAAGUAUGAUUUCCCCCUCGUUUGAAAGCAGGGACAUGCUAUAAUUUGAUAUCCCUCUUAGGAUGUAAACACUAGUCUGUCCAGACCCCAUUGGUCAGUUUGGUCAAGGCCCUCCUCGUUGGAUUGGCUGGCCUCUCGGAACUCACUCUUCAGGAAUUCUGUCACAUGAGUUGAUCCCAGCUCUGAUAUAAGCCUGUAUGACAGGCCAGGAAAAACUUACACAACCGUUCUCUCUGAGUGAUGUGUGUGAGAUAAUGGCACAAUGCACUCACACUGUAAGUUAGUUAUGCUAAGGAAUUUUGUUUUUCUUCUUAACUCACUUUUCUGGCCCCUCUUUGAAGGACAACUAAUUUUGAGGUUAUACACCUACAAAUAAGUAAAUAAGACAUUUUGUCAACAUUUAGUCCAGUGAGAGAGAGAGAUAACGGUUUAUUUCACUUUUGUUUAUUAUCUAUUUCACUUGCUUUGGCAAUGUAAACAUAUGUUUCCCAUGCCAAUAAAGCCCCUUAAAUUGAAAUUGAAUUGAAUUGAGAGGGAGAGAGAGAGAGAGAGCGAGAGAGGAACAUACUGUCAAAGGACUGAGUCUCUCUCUCUCUCUCUCUCUCUCUCUCUCUCUCUCUCUCUCUCUCUCUCUCUCUCUCUCUCUCUCUCUCUCUCUCUCUCUCUCUCUCUCUCUCUCUCUCUCUCUCUCUCUCUCUCUCUCUCACUCACUCACUCGGAAGGAAGUUACUCCGGUCAGGUACAUUUUACAAUCAGCAGUCGAUCAGCUCUGUUGACUCAGAAUAUAUCUCUGUUGACUCAGAUAUCUUGUUUAAUAUGCAAACACUCCCAAUACACAUACCGUCACCUUAGUGCUCUGCUUAAUUUUCUGCUUUGUCUGGAAGUCUCAGUCAGGCCUCUCUGUUGGUCAAAAAACAGACCUGCAAGGCAUACGCUAGGGAGAAGUAGCUAGUCUACUUUGAUGCAAGACGACUGCUAUAGUAACGUUAACUCACCAGCUAGAGUAGGACACAAACAACAGGGAUGCUUGGCCAUCCAGGAAAAUAAAAUAGAAAAUAAUAGAUUUUUCACAAGCUCAUACAUGUACACACAAAUAUGCAAACCAACAAACAAACCAUCACCCAGACAUUUACAGUUCCAUCCCAAGCAUGUUGUAAAACGUCUGGCACUUAUAGUCCAGACACGCAUCAUAGCUUUCAACUUCCUUCUAUUUAAACACACUGACAGUGACGUCCAAAUACCCACCAAGGUUAGCACCAAUAACCACCAAAAUACCCAAUAUAGUGUCCUGUGAUGCAAGUCAGCCCAUGUGUCCUUUGAUCUGUGAUGGUAUAGUGUGUCUGGUUGCCCUUUCAGGAAGGUCAAGACAUUGGCAGGGAGACAGCUCAGCUUCAGUCAAUCUGGGGCCACCUGUGGGUAGAUGUGUGCUUUAUCCACUGGCUUGUGCCUCAAGGGCAAUAUGGUACAUGGAAUGGUGUUUAUUUAUAGAAGUGGAACGGGGCUUGAUGUGCCAAGCGGUCACCAAGGAAUUGAACGUGUGUGUGUUUGUGUGUGUGUGUGUGUGUGCGUGCGUGUGCGUGCAUGCAUGUGUGUGGAGAGAGAGCUCUUUUAUAAUACUUUGUGUCCAAAACAUUAUAAUACUAAACUUUGUGUCCACAACCAAUUAAUCAAUUCUCCUCUCUUUUCUUUUCUCAUUGUCAGCUCAUGUGUGUCCGCUGCAGAGAAAGAAAGCAUGGGUAAGUCCGUCCUUGGGUUGUUUUGCUCCCAUUUGAGCCCUAACUAUAUGAUGCAACUGGUUGCAAUAGGGAGGGAUGCUGAUGUGUUUACUGCCCCCUGCAGGCCACAGAGAAAAGAAGUACAAGGCUCACCAACAGUUCGGGGACCGCCGAGGGGGAGUGACCGGUGCCAGGACAUACUUCUACACUGAUGAGGCCAAAUGUGACCAACACAUGGAGACCUUCCUAAAGUGUAUCAAAGCAUCUGGUACGCCUGUGGAUAUAAAGAAUACGAAGGCUGGGUGGUUGGGAUGGAGUUUUUUAUUAAAUGACUCUCUGUGGAGAAUAAUAGCAAUUACCAUAUACCAAUUUGUAGUUUCUUGGCAUCAUGACACUCAGUAAUGGACACUCAUGAACGCGAGACCGUAAUUAUUACUUAGCAAAAUAUCCCGCUAUGUAACCCUACUGUUUAGACAACAUAAUGCAAAAUGCAUCAGCUUCCCAUUUCCAUGAAUUUAUAUAUUGCUGUUUUUGAUUGAUAUUACUGUGGCUUACACUGAGCAGCUAUCAAUAUUCAUCCAGGUGGGAGCUCAGUGGAUGGCUUCUCUGCCAUCAAGAUGACUGCACUGGGACGACCUCAGUUCCUGGUAAGUAAGGGGGUACUCACCUCAUUCAACAUCAAUGUGUAGCACACACUUAGCUGAUACUUGACUCUCUGGUAAAGCGCUAUAAUGCUUGGUUUUGCUCUCUACCUCUAUAGCUCCAGUUCUCGGAGGUGCUGGUGAAAUGGAGGCGUUUCUUCAGCUUCCUGGCAGCACAGCAGGGGAGAGAUGGCAUGGAGGCUCUGGAGCAGAGGCUAGAGCUGCAACCACUACAGGUAUACAGAACACACAGGGUUGGGCAGUAAUGGAUACCAAAAAAAAGUACCUGUAAUCCAUUAGGUUACCAGCAAAAAUAUUGUAAUCAGAUUACAGAUACUUCUGAAAAACUAGAUGAUUACUUAUUGGAUUACUUUUAAAAUCAGAUUUUUUUUUGUGCCCAAAACCUAUUUGACACCCUGCUGUUUUCUCAAUUACAUUCAAAUCGGCAUUGAAAAAAGGCGCAUGUUUAUAUUCGUUCGGUGUGAGCGAGUCUGAACACAAGUCAAAGACCAGUAUGAUGACACACCAAAUACGUUUGAUGGAUCGCAGGAAAAUAGUAUGAAUAGGCUUUUGUAGGCUACAGUCCAAGCUAUGUCUUCCAAUGGCGCGACUGCUGUCGGUAUCCAAAGAUUAUCCAACUUGAAUACACGCUUGGAGUUAAGGACAACAGCAGUGGUGGAUAUCACUUAUUAUUGAUAUCUACAUAGCACAUUGAUGUGAAUCACACUGUUGCUCUCUCAUUUAGCUAGUUGUAUUUGUUAUGGAUUCCCAUUAGCUGCUGCCAAGGCAGCAUCUACUCUUCCUGGGGUCUAGCAAAAUGAAGUCAAUUGUAUACAAUUAAAAACAUGACAUUACAUUUUACAACAGGUUUCACAACACAUUAAGUGUGUACCCUCAGGCCACUACUCUACUAUCAAAAACUAGUUUAAUUUAAGUGGGGCUUUUAUUGCUCAAUCUAAUUCGUGCUGAUUAAAAAAAAAAUCCAUAGGCCUAACGGACAGAUGCUCAAACUCGCACACUUUUGAUGGAAUUAUCCCAAACAGCUGCAAAUUAUUGAGAUAUCAAAGCGUCACCAACAAAAACGCAAACAAUAGGCCUAUAGCAAAUGCAGCAUAUGGCAUUCAUUUGUCACAUGCAAAUUGCACUUUUCAGUAGUGCUCAAAGCAUGCCAUUCCAUGAGAGCAGCAUUAAUUUUUUUACUCGAAGCAAUGACCCCAAUCAGUCCUCCAUGACAACGAAACAUAAAUAACAGAGUAGGUUAAUAAGUCCUUCGUUUUUGGGUUAUGUUCAGGUAAAACAUUUUGGCUAAUCUAUAUUUCCAAGUCUUGAAUAUCAAGGGGUAUUCAUUAAUUGGAAUGACAGGAAAUCUGACAGACUUUGUUUUUAAAUGUAAAGAUAUAGCCUAAUCGUAUUAUCUAUAGUAGAAAGCAAUGGGUCAGAAGAAGCCUACAUAACCAACCCAUAAAGUAAAAUGCAACAUCCAUUUAUGGCCAGCUAUGUAAACUCUAAAAUGUAUUUACCCUGCAAUAGAUGUCUUUCAAUUGGUAAUAUACAUUUUUGUCUUCUUCUAGUGGCUAUUAAGGGGAAAGUAAUCAAAAAGUAACUGAAAGUAAACAGAUUACGUUACUGAGUUUGGGAAAUCCAAAAGUUAUGAUUCUGAUUACAAUUUUGGGAAGGUAACUAGUAACCGUAACGGAUUAGUUUUAGAAAGUAACUUACCCAACCCUGAGAACACAGUUGCUGUUCUUUAGGGUUUAUAUGGACUUGUUUUUAGGUGAUCACCCCUUGUUUGACCUGUUUGAUCCAUUGAGAUAACAACGUCUUACUACAUAUAUGGUCAAAUGUGACAUAAAUGCCUAUUUGUCCAUACAGGAGUUUAUGACCAAGCUGGGGGCCACAGGUGACUUCCAUGGCUGGUUCACUGGAGAGAAACAAGGAUCAGGGUAAAAAUAAUACUGUAUUAUGUCAUAUCAAGCAGUAAUUUUCCUUGCAUACUUUGUUGAAAAAGCCCCUCAUAACAACUAUAUUUGCCUUACUAAAAGUGGUAUUUCUCUGUGCCCCACCAGAACCAUUGACAGGCUGGACUGGAAUUGCCUGAUCGACGACAGAAUAAAGAUAUCAGAUCUACUGGUUGUCCCAAAUUUAAAGGUAAGCAAGACACGGCAAAGGCAAUGAAAGUACUCCAGAAGAUAAGCACCAUAUGGAUUUGUUUCAUACUUAAGUGGUCUGUAAACACCUCCAAACCCUGUGGUGGACUUUCAAUUGUUUGAGUAAAUAAGUUGAUAAGAUUGACCAUUCAGUUUAGAGUUGAUCCCAGAAUGGUGAAUUCAUGUUUGAAAGGAUUUACACCUCUUGUGACUCACUGGGCCUGAAAUGAUUUGAAUUGGCACGCCAUUCCCUAUGUAAGCUUUAACACAUGACAGCUGAGCAAUUCCAGGGAAUAACCGCACACCUCAGCAGUGUGAGAAGGCACGAGGCCAUGUGUUAAUGCUUACUUAUCUUAGCUUAGACAAAGCCAGUCUGUUGAAGGUAAAGGCCCUCGGGUCUCUGUGUGUGUGAUCUAUUUAUCUCCGGUGUUAGCUCAGACAGUGUAAUUUAUUGAGCCUCAGGUAAAGGUAUUUUAGGCUGUCCUUUGUUUGUUUGUCCAGACUGGUCAGCUGGAGCCCCUGCUCAAUAAGUUCACAGAGGAGGAGGAGAAACAGAUGAAGAGGAUGCUCCAGAGGCUGGAUGUACUUGCCAAGGUAAACACAGGGAGGUCAAAAUGCUAUCUGAAACCAAGCCAUGUUUAUGUUAUCUUCAGCAAUGUUAUGCUAUGUCACGUUACAUCAUACCGAUCACUGCACCUGUACACAGCCCAUCUGUAAUUAGCCCACCCAACUACCUCAUCCCCAUAUUGUUAUUUACAUUGUUAUUUAUUUUGCUCAUUUGCACCCCAGUAUCUCUAUUUGCACAUCAUCUUCUGCACAUCUAUCACUCCAGUGUUAAUACUAAAUUGUAAUUAUUUUGCACUAUGGCCUACAGUGGGGAGAACAAGUAUUUGAUACACUGCCGAUUUUGCAGGUUUUCCUACUUACAAAGCAUGUAGAGGUCUGUCAUUUUUAUCAUAGGUACACUUCAACUGUGAGAGACGGAAUCUAAAACAAAAAUCCAGAAAAUCACAUUGUAUGAUUUUUAAGUAAUGAAUUUGCGUUUUAUUGCAUGACAUAAGUAUUUGAUACAUCAGAAAAGCAGAACUUAAUAUUUGGUACAGAAACCUUUGUUUACAAUUACAGAGAUCAUACGUUUCCUGUAGGUCUUGACCAGGUUUGCACACACUGCAGCAGGGAUUUUGGCCCACUCCUCCAUACAGACCUUCUCCAGAUUCUUCAGGUUUUGGGGCUGUCGCUGGGCAAUACGGACUUUCAGCUCCCUCCAAAGAUUUUCUAUUGGGUUCAGGUCUGGAGACUGGCUAGGCCACUCCAGGACCUUGAGAUGCUUCUUACGGAGCCACUCCUUAGUUGCCCUGGCUGUGUGUUUUGGGUCGUUGUCAUGCUGGAAGACCCAGCCACGACCCAUCUUCAAUGCUCUUACUGAGGGAAGUAGGUUGUUGGCCAAGAUCUCGCGAUACAUGGCCCCAUCCAUCCUCCCCUCAAUACGGUGCAGUCGUCCUGUCCCCUUUGCAGAAAAGCAUCCCCAAAGAAUGAUGUUUCCACCUCCAUGCUUCACAGUUGGGAUGGUGUUCUUGGGGUUGUACUCAUCCUUCUUCUUCCUCCAAACACGGCGAGUGGAGUUUAGACCAAAAAGCUCUAUUUUUGUCUCAUCAGACCACAUGACCUUCUUCCAUUCCUCCUCUGGAUCAUCCAGAUGGUCAUUGGCAAACAUCAGACGGGCCUGGACAUGCGCUGGCUUGAGCAGGGGGACCUUGCGUGCGCUGCAGGAUUUUAAUCCAUGACGGCGUAGUGUGUUACUAAUGGUUUUCUUUGAGACUGUGGUCCCAGCUCUCUUCAAGUCAUUGACCAGGUCCUGCCGUGUAGUUCUGGGCUGAUCCCUCACCUUCCUCAUGAUCAUUGAUGCCCCACGAGGUGAGAUCUUGCAUGGAGCCCCAGACCGAGGGUGAUUGACCGUCAUCUUGAACUUCUUCCAUUUUCUAAUAAUUGCGCCAACAGUUGUUGCCUUCUCACCAAGCUGCUUGCCUAUUGUCCUGUAGCCCAUCCCAGCAUUGUGCAGGUCUACAAUUUUAUCCCUGAUGUCCUUACACAGCUCUCUGGUCUUGGCCAUUGUGGAGAGGUUGGAGUCUGUUUGAUUGAGUGUGUGGACAGGUGUCUUUUAUACAGGUAACGAGUUCAAACAGGUGCAGUUAAUACAGGUAAUGAGUGGAGAACAGGAGGGCUUCUUAAAGAAAAACUAACAGGUCUGUGAGAGCCGGAAUUCUUACUGUUUGGUAGGUGAUCAAAUACUUAUGUCAUGCAAUAAAAUGCAAAUGAAUUACUUAAAAAUCAUACAAUGUGAUUUUCUGGAUUUUUGUUUUAGAUUCCGUCUCUCACAGUUGAAGUGUACCUAUGAUAAAAAUUACAGACCUCUAUAAGCUUUGUAAGUAGGAAAACCUGCAAAAUCGGCAGUGUAUCAAAUACUUGUUCUCCCCACUGUAUGUAUUGCCUUACCUCCAUAACUUACUAAGUUUGCACACACUGUAUAUAGAUGUUCUAUUGUGUUAUUGACGGUAUGUUUUGUUUUUGUUUAUUCCAUAUGUAACUGUUGUUUUUAUCGCACUGCUUUGCUUUAUCUUGGCCAGGUCACAGUUGUAAAUGAGAACUUGUUCUCAACUGGCUUACCUGGUUAAAUAAAGGUUAAAUAAAAAAUUAAUAAAAAAAUGCCACGUCAUCUUAUCAUCUCAUAAUUAGCUACUACUUUAGUUUCCUUGGUUUAUUGAGAAAAGCUCUGAGCUCAUGUGUGGAUUGAAGUGGAACUCACCUGUUCUGGCUGUCUGUGUUGCAGCAUGCAGAGGAGCACAGUGUUCGUCUAAUGGUGGAUGCAGAGCAGACCUACUUCCAGCCCGCCAUCAGCACACUGACUGUGGAGAUGCAGAGGAUCUACAAUAGAGGGAAACCUGUCAUCUUCAACACCUACCAGUGCUACCUCAAGGUUAGAGAACCAUUCGUCUCUCGUUGCCUUCCUUCCAAGUCUUGUUUGUCACGUCACAAGGAAGUUGAAGCCUGGGAGCUGAGGCUACUAGAGACCCUUUUACACAACACGUGCAUUCAGAUAGAGAGGAGACAUCCUGUCACUGAGUUUCUAUGCUCAUACUGUAUGUAGUCAUGUCUUACCUGCAACUCUCUGAAACACUUCAUUUGAAGGUUUUCUUAUAAACAGCUUAUAUGCCAUUAUUAUCCAGAUGACCGGUGUCCCUAAUAUCCCUCCUUUACUUCCUCCCUCUCACUCUCUCUUCCAUUGUAGGAGGCCUAUGAUAUCAUGACCAUGGAUGUUGAGUUGUCGAGGCGUGAGGGAUGGUUCUUUGGGGCCAAGCUGGUGCGUGGGGCCUAUAUGUACCAGGAGAGGAGCAGAGCGGAGGAGAUUGGAUACGAGGACCCCAUCAACCCUGACUAUGAGACCACUAACAUGAUGUACCACAGGUAAGGGAUGGAUGUGCGUAUUUAGUUACUCACGGUGCUUAAAUACAUACUUAAUACAUUCUUCAAUUUGUAUUUAAUAGCAAUUGUUUUUAAGAACCUGUUAAGGUGCUGAAUGGCCUAUAAACUAAACUCUCUAGCUCUGACUUGACCAAAGGUAAAGCACUAUGGGGAAUUGGGUGCCAUUUCAGACACAGCUGUGUAACAUUGUUUCACACAGAGAGCACCAUGGUUUGCAUUUGUUUAUUUUAGUAAUUUAGCAAACACUCUUAUUCAGAGUGACUUACAGGAGCAACUAGGGUUAAGUGCCUUGCUCAGGGGCACAUCGACCAAUUUUUCACCUGGUCGGCUCAGUGAUUCAAACUAGCGACCUUUCGGUUACUGGCCCAACGCUAUUAACCGCUAGGCUACCUGCCGUUUACUUAACAUGUCUGUCAUGUCUGUACUUUGUAAGGUGUCUAGACUACGUCCUGGAUGAGAUUGGACUGAACAGAAAUGCCAAUGUCAUGGUUGCUUCUCACAACGAGGACACAGUGAAGCACACCAUCAGGAGGCAAGUCUCAUCACUGCACUGCAUGGCCUUGGCUUGACACAGACACACUGAGGAUGGCUCUCUGCCUAGUUUUCCUGCUCAAACUCUAACACAUGUGGUUAUUGCAUUUCUAUCGAGCUUUUCUCAUGCUCAAAGCACAUACUAUGUAUGUGGAAAGCUAACGGGUCCCUUUCACCACUAGAGCUAGCUCGAGCUGUUUGCACAUGCAGUAACAAAAUGUGUCCAAAGGAAGUCUCUAUGCCCAGGUACCUCAUCUCUCAGUUUCAUGGACAUCACUGUCAUAUACCAUACAAAGAUAACUGUUAUACUUUUCCUCUUGUUGACACAGGAUGAAUGACUUGGGCCUGACUCCCACGGAGAACAAGGUGUACUUCGGACAGCUGCUGGGCAUGUGUGACCAAAUCAGCUUCCCAUUGGGUGAGACUGACUGACUGAUUGAUUGGUUAAUUGAUUGAUUGGUUAGCUUCCCAAUAGUCCAAGUUUGCACUUGCCAUGCCUAAAGGACAGAUUAUUGGGACGCAGGGACAAACGGAGCUCUCUGACCUCACAGAGCACUGCUGAUUUGAUGGCCUAUUGGCCCUGUUUGGAUUCCAUAGGAUUAGUAUUGGCCAUUUCCCAAUAGCAGUCAGUUAUUUGUGUUGACACAUGGAACCUCUUUACCAUUCAAUGUGUACAUAUGGAGUUACACGUGGCAGUCAGAUUAUGUUCUGGGACUUGCACUGAUACAAAUUGGCCAUGACUGUUGUUGGCUCACAGCACUAGUUUGUCAAUCAAAUACAUUAUAUUGGACUAAAUCUUGGUGAUCAACUGAGGUGCUGGGGAGCCACAGGAUGUGCAGGCUUUUGCUCUAGCCUAGCAAAAAUACAACCUGUUCAACUUUGUGUGGUCUAAAAUUUAAGUGCACGAUUAGUUGAGUAGAUUCCCAACUCACUAAUUCCAUUACACUAGCCAAGUAUAAUAUUUAUUUGGUUUGUACUGAAAAUCUGCCCCAAUAAAUUUAAUUCUCUACCCCUCUGUCUCUCUCCACCAGGCCAGGCAGGUUUCCCUGUCUAUAAGUAUGUUCCAUACGGGCCGGUGAACGAGGUGAUACCGUACCUAUCCCGUCGUGCCCAGGAGAACAGGGGCUUCAUGAAGGGUUCCCAGAGGGAGAGGGAGCUGCUGUGGAAGGAGCUGAAACGCAGGCUGGCCUCUGGACAGGUCUUCUACAGACCUCAGCCUGAGCCGGCACUAUGA